AUGAUUCAUCUCAACAAACUCCGUCUUCCUCGAAUUCAAACGGCUCGAUCGAAAUCGAAAGCACAAAACGCUAUGAUGAUUCGUUCAAUCAAAAAGGUGCCUCGGUUAAUUUACCAUUCGAAUUGCAGUGUGAGCCAUGAAGAAGAUGCGUCAAUGGAGGCGAGAAGUAUUUCAGAGUAUUUGAUGGAAACGUUGCCCGGAUGGCAUGUUGAUGAAUUCCUUGAUCCUUAUGGCUUCUGUUUAUGACAAGCAAGCAUAUUUUGCCCAUUUAUGGCAUAUGAUCCUGACAGCAAUGCCAAUUUUGGGUUGUUCAUGCAUACUAAGACAUGGGCAUUUGUGUAAAUUCACAUCACCAUCAUCCAUUAACAAGAUGCUUGUAAAGGGAACUCAUCGAAGAUGAGGGGAUCCAUCAACACCAACAAAUACAUUUUUCUGUUCAAUCUUCAUCCAUCAAAAGAACAACAUAACCCUAAACCAACAUGAAAAUUGUAAAAUUCCACUUUUGC
Molecule: messenger RNA, 506 nt
Organism: Lactuca virosa
Lineage: Eukaryota; Viridiplantae; Streptophyta; Magnoliopsida; Asterales; Asteraceae
Source: the annotation of a GenBank genome assembly